Molecule: messenger RNA, 1764 nt
Organism: Aureobasidium melanogenum CBS 110374
Lineage: Eukaryota; Fungi; Ascomycota; Dothideomycetes; Dothideales; Saccotheciaceae
Product: FAD-linked oxidase-like protein
Exons: 6
Coding region: 1-1764 (587 amino acids)
Biological process (GO): lactate catabolic process
Cellular component (GO): mitochondrion
Molecular function (GO): D-lactate dehydrogenase (NAD+) activity; FAD binding; D-lactate dehydrogenase (cytochrome) activity
Source: RefSeq, a predicted model, not a curated record
AUGAAACAAAACGAACUCGCUGGCGAGGAUGGCAUUGGUGUCGGAACUGCUCCAGGUGCCUUUCGCAUCCCUGAUGGCAGUCAACCAGAUGCAGAGAGGCGACCAUUGACUCUACCCCCAAAUACAAGCUUCGACAAGUUCAACAACUUCAUGCAACGUAUUGCCGACAUUGUUGGUGCGGAAAAUGCUACUGUCAUAUCUAGCGACAAUGAGCUCAAGCAUGAGUCUUACCUCGACCCGAGCAAGGCUUACGAUAUGUACCAUAUCACUCCAAAAGAGUACUUCGUUAGCUCAGCUGUUGUCGCUCCUCGUAACGUUCCAGAUGUGCAAGCCAUCAUGCGACUUUGCAAUGAGUUCGAGAUACCCGUCUGGCCAUUCAGCAUUGGCAGAAAUGUCGGAUAUGGAGGAGCUGCACCUCGAGUUCCUGGAAGUGUCGGUCUUGAUAUGGGCAAGAAUAUGUCAAAGAUCUUGGAAGUCAACGUUGAUGGUGCAUUUGCCUUUGUCGAGCCCGGUGUUACUUUCAUCGAUCUUCACAACUAUCUGGUCGAAAACAACUUACGCGAUAAACUCUGGAUCGAUGUCCCCGAUCUUGGAGGAGGUUCUGUGAUUGGCAACACUGUUGAACGUGGUGUAGGAUACACGCCAUAUGGUGACCACUGGAUGAUGCAUUGUGGUAUGGAGGUAGUCCUGCCAGAUGGUACACUGUGGCGAUCUGGUAUGGGUGGUCUGCCAAAUCCCAAAGCUAACCCCAACGCACCACCACACGAGCAAGCUGCAAAUGAGACCUGGGGAUUGUUCAAUUAUGGUUUUGGGCCAUACAAUGAUGGCAUCUUCACUCAGUCUUCUCUCGGCAUUGUCGUCAAGAUGGGCAUAUGGCUCAUGGUAAACCCUGGUGGAUAUCAGAGUUAUCUGAUCACUCUGCCGAAGGACAAGGACUUGCAUCAAGCUCUGGAGAUAAUCAGGCCUCUUCGAGUAGGCAUGGUGUUACAGAAUGUGCCAACCAUGAGACACAUCUUACUAGACGCGGCAGUCAUGGGUGAUCGAAAGUCAUACACAGACUCAGAUAAGCCACUAAACGAUGAUGAGCUGGACGCAAUUGCAAAGAAGCUCAAUCUAGGACGCUGGAACUUCUACGGUGCAGUCUAUGGUCCGCCACCAGUACGUGAAGUACUGCUCUCAGUCAUCAAACAAUCUUUCCUACAGAUUCCUGGAGCGAAAUAUUACGAGCCACAGGAUAUGCCAGACAAUGUCGUCCUCCAGACCAGAAACGACACUCUGCAGGGCAUUCCUAGUACAACCGAGUUGAAAUGGGUUGAUUGGUUGCCCAACGGCGCUCACCUUUUCUUCAGUCCCAUUGCUAAAGUCUCUGGAGAUGACGGUGUAGCACAAUAUGAGGUGACCCGUCAACGCUGCGAGGAAGCGGGAUUCGACUUCAUCGGCACUUUUGUGGUUGGAAUGCGCGAGAUGCACCACAUCGUCUGCAUCGUCUUCGACCGAAAAGACCCAGACUCGCGUCGCCGUGCCCACUGGCUAAUUCGCACACUCAUCGACGACGCAGCAAAACGUGGCUGGGGAGAGUAUAGAACACAUCUAAGUGUCAUGGAUCAAAUCGCCGAGACCUACAGUUUCAACGAUAGUGCGCAGAUGAAAUUGAAUGAUAAGAUCAAGGCUGCUUUGGAUCCUAAGGGUAUCAUUAGUCCUGGAAAGAAUGGCGUGUGGCCUAAGAACUAUAACAAGGCUGAUUGGAAAGUACCUGAGCAAUGA